This is a messenger RNA of Penicillium oxalicum, 2787 nucleotides long. Its product is annotated as putative protein kinase Yak1. NCBI's taxonomy places the organism in Eukaryota, Fungi, Ascomycota, Eurotiomycetes, Eurotiales, Aspergillaceae. Bases 1 to 2787 code for a protein of 928 amino acids. The record is from RefSeq and is a predicted model, not a curated record. Gene Ontology annotation, biological process: peptidyl-threonine phosphorylation; peptidyl-serine phosphorylation. The transcript has 7 exons. Gene Ontology annotation, molecular function: ATP binding; protein serine/threonine kinase activity; protein tyrosine kinase activity. Gene Ontology annotation, cellular component: nucleus; cytoplasm.
AUGGAUCAUCCUGGUUGGCAACCGUACCAAGAUCCCACCAUGGGCCAGCCCCCCGCGCAGUUCAAUAACGGGUUGGCGAGUCACCCUCCCCAGCAGCUGAACACCAAAUAUGGCCAGCCGCCAGCUCAGGCACAGCCGCCCGUGGGAUACACAUACGAGAACUAUCAGACGCCCGGCACCUCUUCCAAACCUCCCUCUGCCCACUCUGCUCAUCCUGGGUCCAAGCCCGCCUCGAUGGCCUCUUCGCCCACGGCCACGCCGCGCUCGCGGGAGUAUGUGACCGAUACCGAUACCACCAUGGAGGACGCAGAUCCCUACAACCGGGCCAAAUAUCCGUCACGACCAACUCAUCACAGUCGCGCCUCCUCGCAAUUCCUCAGCCAGGCCGAGGAAUCGUCCGCCGCGCGCAGGUACUCCCCAAUGAACGUGCUGUCGCCGCCCAUGUCAUACCCAACGAGCCCAGGAAAGCCUCCGGGUACAUACGACUCUUCCCCCUCGGCCUCCGCACAGGCUCGACGGUCGCCCGCCCGAGCUGUCAAUUACACGUCGCCUCCUCAGAGCUACCAGUCUCCCCCAGGUGAGCGCCUCCCCAUUGACCAAUGCAAUCGCAUUGGUCCUCCAUUAUCCCUCUGCUGUUGCUUACAUUUCUUCCUUCUCUCGUCAGCGGCUGGUCGUGUCCCUCGUCUUCCCCCUCUCCAACCUGGCGAUCUGAAUACGGAUCACUUUCCCCUCUCAUCGACUUCCAGCCACGUGAGCCCGACAUACGGAGCAGGCCCACGGGAGCCGCGGUCGGCGGCAGCGCCGGCGCCCUAUCCAGGUCGCGGUCCGGUGCCCAAGUUUCAGAAGAUCAAGACUGUCCAAGAAUUGCAGCCUCGUAUCCAUACGCAGCCUGCUUAUCGACGAGCCAAUCCCGAGGGUGGCUUCAUCAGUCCUCUUCAAGCGUUGACCACUCAUCUCCCAUCCACCUACCGCAUCUGUAAUCCCAAUUUUAACUAUGAAUCGUCAAGGAACCCUCGUCGCGUGUUGACCAAGCCGAGCAAGGGGGUGAAAAACGACGGGUACGACAACGAGGACAGUGAUUACAUUCUUUAUGUCAACGAUAUCCUGGGGAGUGAAGAGGCCGGCCACAAGAAUCGAUACCUCAUUCUCGAUGUGCUGGGACAGGGCACUUUCGGUCAGGUGGUAAAAUGCCAGAACUUGAAGACGCAAGAAGUGGUGGCUGUCAAGGUCAUCAAGAACAAGACGGCCUACUUCAAUCAGAGUAUGAUGGAGGUGUCUGUUCUGGAUCUUCUCAACAGCAAAUAUGAUAAAAAUGACGAUCAUCAUCUUCUCCGCCUCAAGGAUACGUUUAUUCAUCGACAACAUCUGUGUCUUGCCUUUGAGCUGCUCAGUGUCAAUCUUUACGAGUUGAUCAAGCAGAACCAAUUCCGAGGACUCAGCACUACACUCGUGCGCGUCUUUGCUCAGCAACUGCUCAAUGCAUUGAGUCUUCUAAACAAAGCUCAUCUGAUUCAUUGCGACUUGAAACCGGAAAAUAUUCUGCUGAAAAACCUCGAGAGUCCCAUCAUCAAAGUCAUUGACUUUGGCUCUGCAUGCGACGAGCGCCAAACGGUGUAUACGUACAUUCAAUCCCGAUUCUACCGUUCGCCUGAAGUAUUGCUCGGUUUGCCAUACUCUUCCGCGAUCGACAUGUGGUCUCUGGGUUGCAUUGUUGUCGAGCUCUUCCUUGGGUUGCCUCUUUUUCCUGGAUCCUCGGAAUACAACCAGGUGUGCCGAAUCGUCGAGAUGCUCGGCCUCCCUCCAACUUGGAUGUUGGAAAUGGGCAAGCAAUCGGGCGAGUUCUUCGAGAAGACCCAGGACGAAUAUGGUCGGAAGACAUACCGCUUGAAGAGCUUGGAGCAGUACUCGCGGGAACACAACACCAAGGAGCAGCCCAGCAAGAAGUACUUCUCAGCAUCGACACUAGAGGAAAUCAUUCGAAGCUACCCCAUGCCCAGGAAGAAUAUGAAGCAAGCUGAAAUCGAACGAGAGCUCAACAACCGGGUAGCAUUCAUCGACUUUGUACGGGGUCUGCUCACAAUCAACCCGCUCGAGCGCUGGUCGCCGCAGCAAGCCAAGUUGCACCCCUUCAUCACUCAGCAAAAGUUCACGGGUCCGUUUAUGCCGCCCAUGAACUUGAAAUAUUCGGCGCCAAACAAGACCGUCGCUCCCGGUGUUCAGCAGCAACAGCAGGCUGAAGCUGCCAGCAAACAGCGGGCUGCUCAAGCCGCUCAUGCGCAGUCAGCGUAUAACAUGCAAAUGAACCAAUACCAUACGCCACCUGCCCAUACCCCGCAGGCUCCGCCAAUCUACAACGGCAUGUAUCAACAGGGGGCACCUCCUCCGUACCCGACACAGCCGCCGGGCUACGGCCAUCAGAUGGGAAUCGUCCAGGGUCAGGUUCCCCAGCAAGGCCAAUACCCCCCGUCUCAAAGCCUCUAUGCUCAGGCAACAACGAGGGCCGGACGCCAACGCGCCUCAACGAUGGACGUACAGGGAGGUGGUGUUCCUACAACAAUCCAGCGUGUGGCAAGUCACUUAGAUCCCAAUGCCCCAAUCCGGCUGCAGCCCAGCCCGGCAUAUUAUCCCCCUCCGCCUGAUGGCUACGUGGAUCCGAACAACGCCAACCAGCGGCGGCGCGGGAGCCGCGCUAAUGGACAAGGAAACCAACGAAACCGAGACUUCAUUCGCACGCUUGAGGAUGGUGUGCUAGGUGAAAGCUACAUGGGUCAAAACCAGUGGCACUAA